Puccinia triticina is the source of this 783-nucleotide messenger RNA. RefSeq lists its product as uncharacterized. Gene Ontology annotation, biological process: maturation of 5.8S rRNA; maturation of LSU-rRNA. The record is from RefSeq and is a predicted model, not a curated record. The transcript is spliced from 6 exons. Gene Ontology annotation, cellular component: nucleolus; preribosome, large subunit precursor. Bases 1 to 783 code for a protein of 260 amino acids. Lineage: Eukaryota; Fungi; Basidiomycota; Pucciniomycetes; Pucciniales; Pucciniaceae.
AUGCCACAAGGAGAGUAUAUCGAAGAGUUUCAAAAGCGCUCAGGGAAGAGACUUGAUCAUGACGAGAGAAAACGGAAACGAGAAGCACGAGAGGUUCACAAACGAUCAUCGAUCUCCCAGUCGAUGCAUGGCCACAAGGCCAAACUGCUCCAUGCCAAACGUUACAGCGAGAAGGUGGAGAUGAAGAAACGGAUCCGAGAACAUGAGAAGAAAGAUGUCAAGACGAAAUCGACAGCAGACGAUGGUUCAGGAGCCCUGCCGACUUAUCUUUUGGAUCGAGAGAAGGAGAAUAAGGCUAAAGCUUUAAGCAGUGCACUCAAGGAGAAACGGAAGGAGAAGGCUGGAAAGUACUCGGUACCGCUGCCCAAAGUCCGGGGAAUCGCCGAGGAUGAAGUAUUCAAGGUGAUGAAAACCGGUAAACGGAAACAAAAGGCUUGGAAACGAAUGGUUACCAAAGCCACCUUUGUCCCUGAGAACUUUACCCGUAAGCCGGUGAAGAUGGAGCGAUUCAUCCGACCGAUGGGGCUUCGAGUGAAGAAAGCCAACAUCACACAUCCCGAACUUCAAGCGACGUUUCAAUUGCCGAUCAUCGGAGUCAAGAAGAACCCUCAGUCACCAAUGUACACUCAGCUGGGCGUGCUAACCAAAGGGACAGUGAUCGAGGUGAAUGUGUCCGAGUUGGGAUUGGUGACAACUGGUGGAAAAGUCGUUUGGGCUAAAUAUGCUCAAGUAACAAAUAAUCCUGAACUAGAUGGCUGUGUGAAUGGUGUUUUACUUGUAUGA